Messenger RNA from Homalodisca vitripennis (glassy-winged sharpshooter), 1474 nucleotides. RefSeq names its product delta-aminolevulinic acid dehydratase-like. Gene Ontology annotation, molecular function: zinc ion binding; porphobilinogen synthase activity. NCBI's taxonomy places the organism in Eukaryota, Metazoa, Arthropoda, Insecta, Hemiptera, Cicadellidae. Gene Ontology annotation, cellular component: cytosol. The transcript is spliced from 8 exons. Gene Ontology annotation, biological process: heme biosynthetic process. The coding region runs from base 403 to 1410 and encodes 335 amino acids. The record is from RefSeq and is a predicted model, not a curated record.
AACUUGUGAAGUCACCUCGCCCAUAGAAUGAUAUCAGCCUGGGCAAUUUCGUUUACACAUUUAGUUAACCCAUUUUAUACUAAAGAUUCUGUAGUAUUAUCUAGACUUAUGAGUCCAGGCAGAGUGCAGUUCGUCUUGGCCUCUUGGCAAAUAGUUUAUCAGGUUAUGGCCUAUGCCCGCAAAUCCACUAUCAGCUGAUGUUUCAUAAAUUGCAUUGGUAAUUGGUAUUACCAAUUGCAUAACUGCAUUAUUUUCGUUUAAAAAAAUCAAAUGUAGACGAUAAUAUAAGCUCCUUGUGUUGGAAUGUGUCGAUCAUUUCCUAAAAUCAGUCGGGGAAGAAAACAUUAGCAACUAGCGGUACAGUUCAUCUCCCUUUAAACUCUAACCUAUCGAGUUAAAAUUAUGCAUUCAAGUAACGAGAAACCCGUUUCAUUACAUAGCUCAAUUUUCCACCCUACAUUGAGAAAAUGGCAAAGCAUCACUGGUAUAACUUCGGAGAAGAUCAUGUAUCCAGUUUUUGUUAUAGAUGUGGAAGACGCAAAGGUAGAAAUAGACAGUAUGCCAGGAGUAUAUAGAUACGGAGUAAACAGAAUCGUACCUGAACUAAAACCUUUAGUGGACAAGGGUUUAAAAAGUGUUCUGCUUUUUGGAGUAAUAACAGGGCUCUCUAAGGAUGCGAUUGGAAUCAGUGCUGAUUCACAGAAUAAUCCAGUUGUCCAAGCUGUACCGCUUCUACGGUCUGCUUUCCCAGACCUCAUCAUAGCUUGUGACGUUUGCCUGUGUGCAUAUACAACACACGGUCAUUGUGGGAUCUUGAGGGAUGAUGGCAGUAUAAAUAACGAAUUAAGCAUUCAAAGAAUAGCAGAGGUUGCGGUCUCGUACGCCAAAGCUGGGUGCCACGUAGUAGCUCCGUCUGACAUGAUGGACGGAAGAGUACUAGCAAUCAAAAACGGCCUUCGGAAAGUUCACCUGGAUUCUACUGUUUCACUACUGUCGUACUCAAUAAAGUACGCGUCCGCAUUCUACGGUCCAUUCCGUGAUGCGGCCAAGUCAUGUCCAGCCUUCGGUGACAGGAAAGCCUACCAACUACCCAUCGGUAGUGCGGGACUGGCGGCUAGGGCAGCGUCCAGAGAUAUCAGUGAAGGCUGUGAUAUGUUGAUGGUCAAACCCGGCCUGGCCUAUCUAGACAUUGUUCAUCAAACCAAGCAAGCACACCCAGAUUUGCCUCUUUUCGUCUACCAGGUAUCCGGGGAAUACGCCAUGAUAUACCACGCAGCAAAAGCCGGGAGCUUCAGUCUCGAGGAUGGGGUACGGGAAACAUUAACAUCGUUUUGCAGAGCAGGUGCUGACUGCAUAAUAACAUACUUUGCACCUCAGAUCUUAGACUGGCUGGCUGAAGGAAAGUUGUAGGUUAAUUUUUACAGGUUGUAGUGUUAUUUAAAAUAUGGUGAUUAAUUAAAUAGGCAGCUAAUCA